Molecule: messenger RNA, 834 nt
Organism: Cooperia oncophora
Lineage: Eukaryota; Metazoa; Nematoda; Chromadorea; Rhabditida; Trichostrongylidae
Source: the annotation of a GenBank genome assembly
AUGCCUCGGAAGUCUCGAUCGAAAUCAAAAUCAAAAGGAAGUCAAUCAAGUCAGUCGGACGAUUGGAUGUCACCCGUUGUCACACCAGCAGAAGGAGCGGGAGGAAAGAAGAAGAGUAAGGGGAAAGGAGGAAAGAAGCCAAAAGAGGGAAAACCGAAGUCAAAAUCAAGCAAAGGAGGAUCGAAAAAGGGUCAAAAGACCCCGAAAAGCAGAAGUAAAAGGAGUACCGCUGGGAAGAAAGGCAAGAAAAACAAAUCGGCCAGAAAGACGAAGAGUUCAAAAAGUGCCAAAGCAAAAAAGAAGGGGAGCAAAUCCCAGUCGGCUAGUCAAAGCACUGAUCCAGCUACGGGUACGGGAACAGGUACUGGCAGUGAUCAAAAUAGCGCUAAGGACGGAAAAAAGAAGAAGAAAAAGGGUUCAGUAGUCUGUGGAUCGAAAAAGAAAACUAAGAAGUCGAAAAAGUCUAACACAUCAAAGAGCAGUAAGAGGAGCAGUAAAUCGGAAUCAAACAAAUCAGACAAGAAGAAGGGCAAGAAGGGGUCCAAGAAAUCCGAGGAAGCGCAGCAAGAUUCGAAGAGAAGUCUCAGCAAACCAUCAUCGACCCCAUCGAAGAGCGAUACCGAAGGCGAUGUGAGAUUACUGGCUUUUCCCUGUGGCGGUUCAGUGAGAUGGUUGUCAUUUUUCAGCAGCUGCCAAUGUUGUGCUCAUUUUGGCCCCGUGCCGUCUCCAAAAGGGAAUCCAAUCGCAUUAUUGCCGUCAUUCGCUCUGCAGAAAGAGUGGACCGAGUGUUUGGUUCGGAUUGGCCCCGCACUGAAGCACCACACGGAUACGUGA